Messenger RNA from Effrenium voratum, 2574 nucleotides. The record is from the annotation of a GenBank genome assembly. Lineage: Eukaryota; Dinophyceae; Suessiales; Symbiodiniaceae.
AUGUCCAGCAUGAAGGGCUCCCAUGUUUUCCGGGCUCCCAAGUUGGGCCGAAUGGUCAGCUCGGUCGCUGGAGUUAUCGUGGAGGCUGCCCGCAGAGCUUGGAUUGUGCCCGAGCUGCCCUGCGAUGAGGUGAAGGCGACAUUGCAACUGAGCUUCAGGGAUGCUUUGCGGCAGGUUGAGGACCUGCAAACGGGUUUCCACGGCCUGGUGAUGGACACCUGGAUCAAUGUCACCCAGACGCAGGUGCUGAGUGGUGCCUGGCAGUGGUGGCGCUUCCUGGGCCCUUUGCUGCCGGCGGUGUCCGCGGCCUUCAACUUCCAGGCCGCCCUAUGCGCUCGCAGCAGCUGCUGCCGAAGCUGGUCGCUGGGAGAGGCGCUCCUGUGCUGGCGCCAGGUACAGGAGAGGAUGAACCUCCUGCUCUGGCUGGGAACCUUCCAAGGCAGCUUCGCCCUGGCACCGGACAGUGUGGAGGGGCGAUUUCUAGGUGAAGGUGAAGGAUGGAACGAGGAGUUGCACUUUGAGAUGUCCACCGGCGAGCGCGUGGUGCACCAGAGCUGGACUGAGUACCGCUCCACCAUGCGCCUCUUCGACCUCUGCAGCGAGUCUUUGCUGCUGGCAUUGCAGGGCCUAGAUCAGACCACAGAUAGCCCUGGCUAUGCAACGUCUGUAGUCGCCCUGUACGAGCUGGCCAACAUUCGCACUGUGGAUGAGGGUCUGCUGAGGUGGCUUUCCCAAGGCAUCUUCCGUGGGAAGGCGGUCGGCGAGUUCGGGGCGCUGACCGGCGCCAGCGCCACGUGGCUGAACCACACGGGGCUGCUGCGCGCCUGGGCCUUCGAUGGGGCGCGGCAGGUUGCAAAGCUGACCAAGGGCCGGGUCACGGAGAAGGACCUGUCGGUGCCCUUCCAGCUGCCUCGGAGCUUCGAGUGGGUGCUGUGCCUGGAGGUGGCGGAGCACAUCCCGGAGGCAAAGCUGCCGAUCUUCCUGGGGAACCUCCGGCGCCACGUCACGGAGGGCGCGGUGGUGUCCUGGUCCUGGUGCGGCGCUGGCGGGGAGAACCACGUGAGCUGCCGCAGCCCUGAGGAAGCCCGAGAGCUGAUGGCAGACCUUGGUCUCAAAGCAGACCCCGAAGCCUCUGCGGCAGCGCAGGCCAGCAGUACCUGCUACCACGUGGUGACGAGUGCUCGCAUCCGUGGCAAAAAGGAGCAACUGGAGAAGGCAUUUGGCGCUCCGCUGCGUGAGCACCGAAGUGGCCAAGAGCUCUCAGGAGUGUCACCUAUACCCGCGUGGCGAGAAGCUGAAAGAAAUGUGCAGAACCUCGGGGCAGCAGACGUGAAGAGGGUGCCGCGCAUGGGCUCCGGGCAGCUCCGACACCUCGCGCAGGCGGCUGCGGCAGAGGGCGGCUCGGAGGCCUUGUGGUCCGCCGUGGCGGCCAGGUGUCAGGAGAUCGCUGACGGCAUGAACUACUGGGAUCUGGUGCACAUUUUGCAGGCCUUCACAGAAGCUGGCGUGUCAAAUCGGGACUUGUUCUUGCGACUCGCAGAUGCCUUGACUGCCAAGACUGCCAAGAUGGCCCCCAAGCACGUCCUAGAUUUGCUCGCCGUCUAUGAGGCGGCCGAUCUGCGCCCAAGAGCCCUCUAUGUGGAGCUCUUGCACGCGGUGCUGCGCCUGUCCAGGUCCAUGUACGCAGAGGAGCUCACGCUGACACUGCAGGCCUUGGCGCGGUAUAAUCUGGGCAACCCAACGGUCGUGUCUCAGCUGAUGCGCACGGUGCGGAACGAGAUCAAAGAAUUCAGGCUUCGGUAUCUCUGCGCCAGCGCCGGCGCGCUGGGCGCUCUUCACGCAUGCCCUCAAGAACUCUUAGACGUCCUCGAUCAGCGAGCACGCUUUGAGGUGGAUACGAUCAGCGUCCAAGAGCUUCUGGACAACAUCCAGGCCUUCCCUCAGCUGGAGUUUUCCUGGCAGCCCUAUGAGGACCUGUGCCUGACGGAGUUUCUCCAACGGCUGUCCAAGUUCCGGACCGCGGAGGAGGUGGAUCAGCUGGUCUCGCCGUUUGAGGUGGCGCGGUUCCUGCAGAGCCGGGGCCUUCUGAGCCCCGAGUUCCUGCGGGCCCUGUGCCAGUGGUCCCUGAAAGGCGCCCACCGCCCCAACGUGCGCGCGGAGCGCCGGCCCAGCACCCGCCAGCUUUUGCAGCUCCAGGACCUCUGCUUCGAGCACGGCCUGGAAGAGGAGCCUGCCCUGCAGGAUGCGAUACAAUACUUUGUGGAGUCCGCAGGGGGGAAGUGGCAUUCCAUCUACGCCAAGCCGUUGAAGUACAAGAGGAGGCGUGCCUACAUCCGCCGGGAGGAUCCUCUUGAUGGCCUUGAGCUGCCAGAGCUGCCUGAGCCGGUGUCAAGGCCAAAGCAACUGGAGCAGCGGCCGGAGGAUUUGGCGGCCCUGCCCUCAAGCCAGGAGGACACACAGCUGGCGCCAGCGGAAUCAGAUUCGCCUUCACAGGAAACCAAUGCGCUGGCAUCUUUCGAAGACGAGGGUCCCAGAAUAAAGCCCUCAGCACCAUCGCCAUUGCUGGAGAACGAG